AUGUCGACCAUUUCGAAGCCAUGGCCUUCGGGUGUGAGCCCUCCUCUUACGACGGAUAAUGACCAUAACCAUAGUGGACUGGUUGUGGUUAUCACAGCGGUCAACUUGUGUCUGGUUUUACUUUCUCUCGCAGGGCGCACCUUCUCUUCGUACCACAGGAAUAGCCUGCAGCGAGAUGAUUACACAUUUGGGGCUCUCGUGCUUGCAGCAAUUGUCCAGAUUGCAAUCGUGUUUUGCCAGGUCCACUAUGGGUGGGGGACUCCGAUCGACGACAUCGAGACCACAAGCAAAGAGCAAAUGUUGAAGAUAGUAUACGCUGCCGACAUCUUCUCCAUUAUUGUGCUCGGCCUUUCAAAGAUGACAGCCUGCAUGUUCUAUGCCGGCCUAUUCUCCCAGAUACAACGUCGAAUUUCCUAUGUUAUUCUUCUGGUAAUGGUCGCGUGGACAAUAAUAUCCGCGUUCCUGUUGGGGAUUCGGUGUUCUUCUAAUCCCUGGUCCGAAAUCAGUGCCGCUGAGUGCAGUGGAUUGCGUUCCCGCUGGGAAGUCAUCACAGCCCUCGACAUUUCUACUGAGAUUUUACUUCUUGUGUAUGCGGCACUUGCAAUCCAUAAAGUUAGGAUCUCGACAAAGAAAAAGAUCGUCGUGUUUUGCGCUCUCGAGAGUCGGAUAUUGCUCAUCCCCAUCGCGGCAGUUCGUCUGCACUUCAUCCUGGUCCAACUCUCCUCGGAAGAUCCAUCUCUCCUCGGGUCCUUCGCCACGGUCUCAACGGAGAUAUACAUAGGGCUAAGUGCCAUCUGCCUCUUGACGGCCUUUCUCAAGUCUUUCGUUGCAGUCUACGAGGAUGAUAUGGGGAUAACAUAUACGUAUCGGGGGGCGUUGAAGUCUGAUUCUCGGUCGAGAACUGAGGAUACACCGUCUCACGGGCUCUCCCGUAGUGUGAGAACAGAGCGAAGAAUAAAGGGCUGGGAGCGAGAAGAAGACCCAAUCAUCGAAUCACCUGAGCGUAUUCAAGGGUUACAAAUUAUGAAAACUGUACAGUUAAGCAUGCAAGACGAGUCUAUAGAGCUAUCAGAGCGAAGGGGAACUACAGGUGUCUAA
Molecule: messenger RNA, 1098 nt
Organism: Penicillium samsonianum
Lineage: Eukaryota; Fungi; Ascomycota; Eurotiomycetes; Eurotiales; Aspergillaceae
Exons: 5
Coding region: 1-1098 (365 amino acids)
Source: RefSeq, a predicted model, not a curated record